GGAAUGUACCAUAUGGUCCAUGCCGAAGGGGGUAGAGAGCAAGGAGGAGGGACUGGCAGCUAUGCAUUUCUUUACCUGCUUGUGAUCCGUGAGACUUCUUCAGGACCGACCCUGGAGGUGACAACCGGGCCUCUGAGUAUGAGGAGCAGGAGUGAGCUGCGGGAGCACUGAGCACCCGCACCCCCGUUGGGGUCGGUGGUCCAGCCUGAAGGGCCGCAGCCCCCGCCCUCCCAUGUGCUGGCCCCGCCCCGGCGGCGCCGCUCCUGCCGCCGCUACUGCUGCUGCUGCCGCGCCGGACGCUGCGGGCUAGCGCGCGGGGGCUGCGGCUGCGUGUCCCGGCGCGCGGCUGGGUGGCCUCGCCGGCCACGAGGACACAGCAGCAUGAAGCAGAGAUUAAGGUGACAGUGCCAGGUGGAUCAGCACCAUUCCACCGCCCCUCCGUGGAGCUGUGCCAAGAGUAGGGGAACAUGGAGGAGAGGAAGCAGGAGACAACGAACCAAGCUCACGUCCUCUUUGACCGCUUUGUCCAGGCCACCACCUGCAAGGGGACCCUCAGGGCCUUCCAAGAGCUCUGUGACCACCUGGAGCUGAAGCCCAAGGACUACCGGUCCUUCUACCACAAGCUCAAGUCCAAGCUCAACUACUGGAAGGCCAAAGCCCUCUGGGCCAAAUUGGACAAGCGGGGCAGUCACAAAGACUACAAAAAGGGCAAAGCCUGCACCAACACAAAGUGUCUCAUCAUUGGAGCUGGCCCCUGUGGGCUGCGCACAGCCAUCGACUUGUCCUUGUUGGGAGCCAAGGUGGUUGUUAUUGAAAAGCGAGAUGCCUUCUCCCGCAACAAUGUCUUACAUCUCUGGCCCUUCACCAUACACGAUCUCCGAGGCCUGGGUGCCAAGAAAUUCUACGGCAAGUUCUGUGCCGGAGCCAUCGACCAUAUCAGUAUCCGUCAGCUCCAGCUAAUCCUCUUGAAGGUAGCCUUGAUCUUGGGCAUUGAGAUCCAUGUCAAUGUGGAAUUCCAAGGACUUGUUCAGCCUCCCGAGGACCAAGAGAAUGAACGGAUAGGAUGGCGAGCAUUGGUGCACCCCAAAACUCAUCCUGUAUCAGAAUAUGAAUUUGAAGUUAUCAUCGGUGGAGAUGGGCGUAGGAACACCUUGGAAGGAUUUCGUCGAAAAGAAUUUCGUGGCAAGCUAGCCAUUGCCAUUACAGCAAAUUUUAUCAACCGCAACACAACCGCAGAGGCCAAAGUGGAGGAGAUUAGUGGCGUGGCUUUUAUAUUCAACCAAAAAUUUUUCCAGGAGCUGAGAGAAGCCACAGGUAUUGACUUAGAGAACAUCGUCUACUACAAAGAUGACACACACUACUUUGUCAUGACGGCCAAAAAGCAGAGUUUGCUGGACAAGGGGGUGAUCCUGCAUGACUACACAGACACGGAGCUGUUGCUUUCCCGGGAGAACGUGGACCAGGAGGCCCUGCUGAACUAUGCCCGGGAGGCCGCAGACUUCUCUACCCAGCAGCAGCUGCCUUCUCUGGAUUUCGCCAUCAAUCACUACGGGCAGCCAGACGUGGCCAUGUUUGACUUUACCUGCAUGUACGCCUCUGAAAAUGCCGCCUUGGUCCGGGAACAGAACGGACACCAGUUACUAGUAGCUUUGGUUGGAGACAGCCUCCUGGAGCCUUUCUGGCCAAUGGGGACAGGAAUAGCCCGGGGCUUUCUGGCUGCUAUGGACUCUGCCUGGAUGGUACGAAGCUGGUCUCUGGGCACCAGCCCCUUGGAAGUCCUGGCAGAAAGGGAAAGCAUUUAUAGGUUGCUGCCUCAGACCACCCCUGAGAACGUGAGCAAAAACUUCAGCCAAUAUAGCAUCGACCCUGUCACUAGGUAUCCCAAUAUCAACAUCAACUUCCUCAGGCCAAGCCAGGUGCGCCAUUUAUACGAUAGCGGAGAAACAAAAGAUAUCCACCUGGAAAUGGAGAACAUGGUGAAUCCCCGAACCACUCCCAAGCUGACUCGCAACGAGUCUGUAGCUCGUUCAAGCAAACUGCUGGGGUGGUGCCAAAGGCAGACAGAAGGCUAUUCAGGAGUCAAUGUGACAGAUCUCACUAUGUCUUGGAAAAGUGGCCUGGCCCUGUGUGCGAUCAUCCACAGAUACCGCCCCGAUCUAAUAGACUUUGAUUCUUUGGAUGAGCAAAACGUGGAGAAGAAUAAUCAGCUGGCCUUUGACAUCGCUGAGAAGGAACUGGGUAUCUCUCCCAUCAUGACGGGCAAGGAGAUGGCUUCGGUCGGGGAGCCAGACAAGCUGUCCAUGGUGAUGUACCUCACGCAGUUCUACGAGAUGUUCAAGGACUCGCUCUCCUCCAGCGACACCCUCGACCUGAAUGCAGAGGAGAAAGCCGUCCUGAUAGCCAGCACCAAAUCCCCCAUCUCCUUCCUGAGCAAACUCGGACAGACCAUCUCUCGGAAGCGUUCGCCCAAGGAUAAAAAAGAAAAGGACUCAGAUGGGGCUGGAAAGAGGAGAAAAACCAGUCAGUCAGAGGAGGAGGAGCCUCCCCGGAGCUACAAAGGAGAAAGACCGACCCUGGUGAGCACCCUGACGGACAGACGGAUGGAUGCUGCCGUUGGGAACCAGAACAAAGUGAAGUACAUGGCGACCCAGCUGCUGGCCAAGUUUGAAGAGAACGCACCUGCUCAGUCCACUGGUGUGAGGAGACAGCCAACACAAGAGCGUGGGGUCAGCCAGCCGUCCUGCUACCUGCCAAAGCAGGGUCGCCCUGCUCCCAUCCCCCAGUGGAAACAGCGACGGGAAAAGGAGCGCUCUCGGACCUGCCCCAAAAAAGUGAUCACUCUCUCUCCUACCCCUACUCCACCUUCCUGCCGGGCGUGCAGUGGCCAGCAGAUGUACAGGACUCUUCAUGCUGACAGCCGUGGCAAGCAGGAUCCCCACCUCAAGAGGCCAGAGCCUGAGCCUUCACGUCGAUUUUUUGUUGACCAGUGGGAGCUCUCCCUUAGCCUCCGCUCCUCCACCCGCCCUGCCUCUCCCUCCUCUGACUCCCUCCGACAGAAGUAUAUAAAGAUGUACACAGGCGGAGUGAGCUCAUUGGCUGAGCAGAUAGCCAAUCAGCUUCAAAGGAAAGAGCAACCCAAAACCCUUCUAGACAAGAAGGAACUGGGCUCCAUAAAGAAAGAGUUCCCGCAGAACUUGGGGGGCAGCGACACGUGCUAUUUCUGCCAAAAGCGGGUCUACGUGAUGGAGAGGCUGAGCGCCGAGGGCAAGUUCUUCCAUCGAAGCUGCUUCAAGUGUGAGUACUGUGCCACCACGCUGCGCCUAUCAGCCUACGCCUACGACAUCGAGGAUGGCAAAUUCUACUGUAAGCCGCACUACUGUUACCGACUAUCUGGCUACGCGCAAAGGAAGAGGCCAGCGGUGGCUCCUCUGUCUGGAAAGGAAGUCAAAGGAGCCCUGCAGGAUGGCCCCACUGCAGAUGCAAAUGGACUGGCCAGCGUUGCCGCCAGCUCAGCCGAGAGAAGUCCAGGUACCAGCAUGAACGGCCUGGAGGAGCCCAGCAUUGCCAAAAGGCUGAGGGGCACCCCCGAGAGGAUCGAGCUGGAGAACUACCGCCGAUCUGUGAGGCAGGUGGAGGAGCUGGAGGAGGUACCCGAGGAGACACAGGCCGAGCAUAACCUGAGCAGCGUCUUAGACAAAGGCACCGAAGAGGAUGUGGCCAGCAGCAGUUCUGAGUCGGAGAUGGAGGAGGAGGAAGAGGAAGAUGACGAAGAUGAUCAUCUCCCCACCUCUGACCUGGGCGGGGUUCCCUGGAAGGAGGCAGUCAGGAUCCAUGCCCUUCUGAAGGGAAGGAGUGAAGAGGAGCUGGAAGCCUCCAAGAACUUCGAGCCCGAGGAAGAAGAAGAGGAGGAGGAAUACGAAGAAGAGGAUGAAGAGUAUGAGGAGGAGGAAGAGGAGGAAUCCAGUGAAGAAGGGGAGUACUGCCCCUGGGACAGAGAACUCCUACAAGGCCAGUGGCUCCAGCAUCUCUCAAAGGAAGAAGAAAUGGGUACAUGUGAAGCCGGGAACAAGAGGCUGCAGCAGAUCAUAACCGCAGCGGAUCCCUUGGCGAUCCAGGCUGAUGUGCACUGGACACACAUCCGUGAGAGAGAGGCAGAGGAGAGGAUGCUCCCAACCUCUGAGUCCUCCACUUCUAGAGUGACCGGCCUUCCCUCCGUACGCCGCGCAGCAGUGCAGGCCUGGUUGGAGACUGUCUCCGGAGCUCCUCUAGAUGAGGAUGACCUAGAAGAGGACGCGGACUCUGAGCCAGCAGAGACUGAAGGGGAAGCCGCGGAGGAUGGGGACCCUGGAGACACCGGUGCUGAACUGGAUGAUCAGCACUGGUCUGACGACAUCCCUUCUGAUGCUGAAGCGGAGCAUCGCUUACAGAGCCAGGCCAAGGUGAAAGCAGAGCUGGAGCUGAGAGUAUCGGAAAACGAGGAAGAGAAGCCAUCUGAUGCGCCAAAGCAAGAGGAGAGAGGUACUUCCCAAGUCUCCAGCCCUAGCCAGCCACCUGAGAAACAAGUUGGUGUGUUCUCCCCAGCUCGCAGCCCUGGGACAGAGGAGGCCAAAUCCCCACUUGCCACCAAGGUAAAGUCCCCCGAGGAGCCACUUUUCCCCACGCCUCUGCUCCUCAGAGAAAAGCCCAAAGCUGAAGUCCCUGAAGAACAGAAAGCUGUACUCUCGCCCAUCCGGUCACAGCCUGUGGCCCUGCCAGAAGCCAGAUCACCUACCUCACCCACCAGCUUACAGCCAGAGUCUCUGUUGGCCCCUCCCACUCCUCCCACACCUCCCCCCACCCAACUCCCCAUCUGUUCCCAACCUCAGCCCUCCUCGGAUGCCUCCAUCCCAUCGCCCACCAAGUCCCCCAUACGCUUCCAGCCAGUUCCAGCCAAAACAUCCACACCCCUCACCCCACUCCCCGUGAAGAGCCAAGGAGACCCCAAAGACAGACUGAGUGGCCCCCUGGCUGUGGAGGAGGUCUUAAAGCGGAGUGAUCUGGUGGAAGAAUUCUGGAUGAAGAGUGCUGAGAUCCGCCGCAGCCUGGGCCUUACUCCCGUGGACCGGAGCAAGGGGUCAGAGCCCAGCCUCCCCUCCCCUGCCUCGAAGCCAAUAUCCCUAAAGUCCUACUCAGUUGACAAGUCACCUCAGGAUGAGGGUCUCUGCCUUCUGAAACCUCCAUCGGUUCCUAAAAGGUUGGGCCUACCAAAGUCAGCCGGUGACCAGCCCCCACUGCUGACCCCAAAGUCGCCCUCCGACAAGGAGCUGAGGAGCAGCCAGGAGGAGCGAAGGGACCUGUCCAGCAGCUCAGGCCUGGGCCUCCAUGAUAGCUCCUCCAACAUGAAGACCUUGGGCAGCCAGAGCUUCAACACCUCGGACUCCACCAUGCUCACCCCACCUUCCAGCCCACCCCCACCCCCACCCCCCAACGAGGAGCCUGCAACCCUUCGAAGGAAACCCCAUCAGACUUUUGAGCGCAGGGAGGCCUCAAUUAUCCCCCCUCCCACCCCUGCCUCAUUCAUGCGGCCCCCACGGGAGCCGGCCCAGCCCCCCAGGGAGGAGGUUCGGAAGUCCUUCGUGGAGAGUGUGGAUGAGAUCCCCUUUGCCGACGAUGUGGAGGACACUUACGAUGAUAAGACGGAGGACUCCAGUCUGCAGGAGAAGUUCUUCACACCCCCUUCCUGCUGGUCCCGCUCGGAGAAGCUCCAGGCCAAGGAGAACGGGCGACUCCCACCCCUGGAGCAGGACGUGCCACCACAGAAAAGGGGGCUGCCCCUGGUCUCCGCGGAAGCCAAGGAGCUGGCCGAGGAGCGCAUGCGCGCCCGGGAGAAGUCUGUGAAGAGCCAGGCACUGCGAGAUGCCAUGGCCAAACAGCUGAGCCGGAUGCAGGCCAUGGAGAUGGUGUCCUCCAGGUCCCACACGGCACAAUCGCAGGGCAAGGAACUAGGAUCCGAGUCCACCAGACACCCAAGCCUCCGAGGCACCCAGGAGCCCACCCUGAAGCAUGAAGCCACCAGCGAAGAGAUCCUCUCCCCUCCGUCAGACUCAGGAGGCCCCGAUGGCUCCGUCACCUCAUCUGAGGGCUCCAGUGGAAAGAGCAAAAAGAGGUCGUCGCUCUUCUCCCCCCGCAGGAAUAAGAAAGAGAAGAAAACCAAAGGGGAAGCCCGGCCCCCCGAGAAACCCAGCCCAGGCCUCCCAGAAGAUGUGGUAGCCAAGCCCAAGUCCCUGUGGAAAUCUGUCUUCUCUGGGUACAAGAAGGACAAGAAGAAAAAGAGCGACGAGAAAUCGUGUUCCAGCACGCCGUCCAGUGGCGCCACGGUGGACUCCGGCCAGCGCAGGGCGUCUCCAAUGGUGAGAGCAGAGCUGCAGCUCCGCCGCCAGCUGAGUUUCUCAGAGGACUCAGACCUGUCCAGUGAUGACAUCCUUGAGAGGUCUUCCCAGAAGUCCAAGCGAGAGUCGAUUUAUGUACCACACGCCUUGGCAUUCAGGAGAGCCUGUUCAUCAAAGCCCAGAACCUACACAGAGGAGGAGCUGAGUGCCAAGCUGACGAGGCGUGUGCAGAAGGCGGCUCGGAGACAGGCUAAGCAGGAGGAACUGAAGCGGCUGCACCGAGCCCAGAUCAUCCAGCGGCAACUGGAGCAAGUGGAAGAGAAACAGAGGCAGCUGGAGGAGAGGGGCGUUGCAGUAGAGAAGGCUCUUCGAGGAGAAGCAGGUUUUCUGAGUCGAUGGCACCCUCCAGGUCCAGCGCUUACCUAUGUUCAGGCAGCCCAGACAACCUAGGCCUGCUCCCCAGCCCGUCCCUCAGCUUGCUGUUGCCAGGAGGAACGAAACCCCGGGCCCUGUCACCUGUUGGUGGCGAGCCCUGGGCUUCCUCUUCCUCUCCCUGUUCCUCCUCCUCCUCCCUCCCCACCGUUUUCUCUUGAAGAAGAUGUCUGUGAGUAAGGGAGAUUGUCCCACAAGGAACCAUCACAGAACCUCACUGGACAGGCCUUAGCCUGCUCUCCCGAGUGCUUCUCCUGUCCUCAAUUCCCUGGGCUCCCUCUAGCCCAAGCUACACAGCCACAGAGCCUGCCUCCUCUCUCAUGAGGGGCUUCUGGCUGCCCAUGCACUCAGAUUUCCACCGGUGAGCCCCGGCUUGUGUCCACCGAAGGCCAUGUCACGAAGAGCAGUAUUGGAGAGGCUCUGGCUUUUGAUCAGCUAUUGUAAAAUAGGCAUGGGAGCUGGGCGUGGUGGCACGCCUUUAAUCCCAGCACUUGGGAGGCAGAGGCAGGCGGAUUUCUGAGUUCGAGGCCAGCCUGGUCUACAGGGCUACACAGAGAAACCCUGUCUCGAAAAACCAAAAAUAAAAAAUAAAAUAAAUUAAAAAAUAAAAUAAAAUAGGCAUGGGACACUCUUACAAGGGCUAUGUGGUUGGGACAUGCUAGACUUGACACUGGUGGGUACAGAGAAGACAAAGAGGUGUCUGAACUAUCUCUGGGCCCAUGGUCAGCCCAGCCUCAGGCAUGGAAUGAUUGACCUCUGCUAACACAAGAUGCAGGGCCUGGACGGGGAGCCUCUCAUCUUCAUAGGUGGCCAGUGGUCUAAGGGCUCAGCGUCCAUAACGUAAGGCAAGGAAAAAGAUAAGUCAGAGCCUCUUGUGAUUUCCUUCCAGAAACAGGAAAUAAGCUGGAAGGAAGAACACUUCCCGGCAGGCAAGCUAUCAAGCAAAUAGUUCAGACAGGGCCAGCUGCCGCCUCGUGGGCUUUCUGAAUACUGGCCACUGGUCUAGCCAGUUUAGGAGUCCAGGCAGGCACAGAAGCAAAUCUUUAUUCAGGUCCUUUAAGUCUCAGAAAUGGUGCUCAUUGGUGGGCUCGGUGCUAGUCCUCGGGCAAAGAUGUGUCAGAGAGAUGAGGAUGUGGAUGUUUGGGGGUGGUGCUUCACCUGAUGCGGGUUGUGAUGCUGUGAAACCCAGGCUACCAAAGGGGAUACAAAAGCUUAAGCCACUUUGUAUCCAGUGAGUUGAGAAGACCGGAACCACUGGUCCAAGGAACACUGGCUCUCAUGCCAAGCAGUGAAGAGGAGAUUCACCCACACAUUUUCUUGGCUUUCCAAUGCACCACCAUACUAAUGGUGUCUCCAGCCGCCCGAAGGCCUCUCGCUGUUCCUCUUCCUCUGACUGAUCUCCUCCGUGCAGCCCAUACUGGAUGGGGUUAAUCCUCCCUCCAGAGAGCCCUGGCUACAGAGCUGGAAAGCCCUGUCCUCUCUACCACUCUCUUCAUGUACCAAGUGCCAGCAGGAGACUUGGAGCAAGCCUCUCACCUUUCUCCAGAUUCCUUCAGCUGAGGGGCAGCUCUAUCCCACAUCAGUAGUUGGCAUUACUAUCUAGGAUCCUGGUUCAUAGAGUUUCCCAAGGAUGCUCUGUCCUGGAGCUCUGCUUGGAGGCUCAAAGGAUAACCAUUUGAUUGAUGGUUUCUGCAAAGUGCUUAAGGUUCUCGCAGCUGAAGUCUGUUUCUGCAUUUAUGUAAAAGGCAUGUCACUCCGGCUGCUACCGGUGAGCCAGAAAAUGAUGCCAUUAAAAAUUGACAGAGCAGCCAGAGAGAUGGCUCAACAGUUAAGAUCGCAUACUGCUCUCUCAGAGGACCAGAGUUCAGUUUCCAGCACUCACAUCAGGCGGCUCACAGCAGUCUGUAACUCCAGCUCUAGGGGAGGGAGCUGUCUCCUGUUUCUGAACCUCACAGAUGUCAGUGUCACGUGUAUACUCACGCACACGCACACAAUCUGAAUUUAUCCUAACUCAGUUGGCAGGAGAGCCCAUUGGAUACAAAUUGUUAGUUGAGGCCUAAAAUCCAAAAGAAUUAUUCUAAAUUGUGGUUGUUGGGAUUUGUUGAUUGGUUGGUUUGUUUUUGUUUUUUAAUGCACACAUGAAAGUGCUUGCUUAGUGAGAGCUUCAGAUAUUCGGAAACCUGAGCGCCAUGCUUAGGGUGUCCCAGAGGGCGCAUGUGUUUGCUCUUAGUGGGAGCCUUUAGCAGCUCACAGGGACAUCUCAACACCUGCAAAUAUGGCCAAUGCAGGCGCUCACAAAUAAGAGCAGCUGACUCACCGACAGUCAUUCAUAUUCUUUCUAAAACAAAGAACAAAGAUAGGGGCUAGAGAGAUGGCUCAGCAGUGAAGAGGGCUUGGUGGCUGUGCAGGGGACCUGGGUCUUAUUCCAAGCACCCACAUGACUGUUCACUGCCAUCUGUAACUUCAGUUCCAUGGGAUCCAAUGUCCUCCACAGACACCAGACAUGUGUGCAUGUAGACAAAACACUCAUACACAUAAAAUAAAAAGAAAUCUUUAAGAAAAUGAUAAACAAGAAGCUCACAAACAUAAAGAGGAACGCCAGGUAUGCUAUACUGUGCUGGCGUGAUACCUUAGCCACUUGGAAACACCAGCAGUGCGCUCUGAAGCCAGCAGCUCUUAAGCCUUAUAGGGACCCUACUCCAGGAUCCCCACACAGUGGCACCUGAUCCCUGUCACAGCCAUCAGGACUUGAAUUAACUCACUUCUUAUCAAUGUAUGUAUGACAAGUUGCAAAUUCUUGUACAUGAAGCAGAAGAAACUUGGACCACACAGCUCCCCCAAAGGCAGGUUUAGCUGUAGGUUUUCAGUGGGCAUGUGCAGUACUUGACCAAGCUGUGCAUUAAGUCUUCAAAAGUUAAAACUGGCUGUGGGCCAGCUAUCUGGGAGUCCCCCCGGGAGCCCCUCUUGAAGAGCCCUAGGAUUCAACAGAAGUUUGAAAGCCAUGUUCUAGUCCAACUCCUGACUAUAGGCAGAUCUUUGCAAACCCUCCUGGACCAGAAGGUGAGGCUGCGUCUACGGGUGCACCUUAGAGGCUCUUGGAACAUCUCCCUAUGAUGCGUUUGUAUUUCCAAAAAAACUCUUCUCCUGUUCUUAUACUUAACCCUCCACGCCCAGCACUGGUCAGUUUUCGGUGACCUUGUCCCCGACAGAGACCAUCUUGGAGACUGAGUCUGGUGGCAGCAGCUUUCUCGCUGUUUCUCAUUCCAUUCCACUUAGCAGUCUCACUGACUGAGCAAGGAACACGGCAGCUUCUAGCUACACGACUGGGCUGUCUCCCUGAGCUGUGCCAAGCUGGCCAGAACCUGCCAUUCUGGCUCAUGUGGUCACUUCAAGACUCCAUUGCUGUCAAAGGGGUCAUGCUUUGUUAGCCAAGAUGCCCUUCCAGAGAAGAGAUCUGGUCUGGAGUUGCUGUCAGGUUACCUGUAUGUGUCAAAGACUUUUAUAUACCCAGGCCGCACGGAUUGGGCUCCAGGGCAAGGCUAAGACUUGUGGGAUUCUUAUCCUGGAAAUGGAGGGGAGCUUCUCUGUUUCUCUGACUCAAGCCUAGAACCACUGGACUGGCCUCAGACACGAGCUGGGAAGCCACCAAGGGCACUCAGCUCUCUGACAUCCCAUCCUUAAAAGAGAAAGAUGUGGUUGCCAGGAUCAGCAUCCAGACUGUGAGGCACAGAGAAUGCCAGAUGUUUUGUUGUUCUCUGGGCCCUAAAAACUGCCGGCUCAAGACCCACUGCCACCAGGCACCUUAAGCUGCUGGACAGCUCCUGGAGCAGAGAAACAAGGAAGGCCUGUGGCCGCAGCCCCAGAUCAUAGAGGGUAGGAAAUGUGCCAGUGUCCCAGCUCAUGUUUCUUACCUUGAAAGAAACGGUUCUCUGAAGAUGGGACACCUAAACCCCAGAAGACAUGGGAGCCUCGUCUGCAGCCAGCCCAGCGCAGUGGUUUCUGUGGAAAGCACGGGCACCGCUAAUGGCGUCACUUGCAAGUUCCUUGGUUUCCUGAGCUUUCUGUUUUCCUGUCUUUACCACACAGUGUUCGCAUCUUGAAAGCCUUAGCUCAGAACCUCUAAUAUUCAGAAAGUAAGUCAGAGAGAGGCCUCUGUUCUAGCCUUAGACUUUCUUAGAGCUUCGGGAGGGUACCUUCCAGCAGGGUUGGUGUUCCCAGCCGCGCCAAGCCCCAUCCUCCCCGAGCGGAGGUCGGAGCAGGAAUCUCCCUAAUGUUGUCUGGCGACUCCAUCUGUAGUGGUGUUUGGUGCCCCGCACCCCCCUGCACCCCCUUCAUACCACGAGCUGCAGAGCUGGCCUGUGUGUGUGCAUGGCAUGCUUUUCAGACAUGCACGCGUUCCAGCUGCUCCACUGGGCUCUCUCACAAUAUUCCUGUCUGUUUUAUCUGUUAUGCCCUUGAUAGCUUUUGGGUCGGGGUGGCAGCAGGGUCAUCCGAUCCAAUAACUCUGUCUUCACCAAUUCCUUG
Messenger RNA from Mus musculus (house mouse), 11324 nucleotides. It is a transcript of the gene Mical3, whose product is annotated as microtubule associated monooxygenase, calponin and LIM domain containing 3. NCBI's taxonomy places the organism in Eukaryota, Metazoa, Chordata, Mammalia, Rodentia, Muridae. Gene Ontology annotation, molecular function: F-actin monooxygenase activity; FAD binding; actin binding. The record is from RefSeq and is a predicted model, not a curated record. Gene Ontology annotation, biological process: actin filament depolymerization; sulfur oxidation. The transcript has 38 exons. Gene Ontology annotation, cellular component: cell cortex; nucleus; midbody. The coding region runs from base 468 to 6818 and encodes 2116 amino acids.